ACGACUAGUCCGGGAUGACGUCAUAAAGUUAGGGAACGAUCGAGGGACAAGGACACACUUAUCCAUGGACAGAAAAUAACGACGGAUAUAAAAUGAUUUAUUCUCGCGUUGUAAAGGUUUUUCCUGUCGGAUAACUCCUGUUGACUAACAUAAUUGCAUAUAGCUCUAUCUGCACGUUCAUUUUCAAGCACGAUCACAUGUUGGAUGAAAAAAAAAACUUGCAAACGCCGCACAAGUGGAGUGUAAAUUUGUACUAUUUUUUGAAAGGUAUUAUAUUUGGAAUUACGUGGUAAGCAAAAGUUAUCGGUGGGAAUUUAAACCAGUGAAACACGACGGAGAAGAAUAAAAACUCUCCGUUAAAUUCCACGGGAGAAGGAUUUAUCCGGUGAAACCUCUACUUCCGUGUUUUGUAAGCCGAGUACAAUGGUGUUCUUGCGUCCAUCUGCAUUAGAUAUCGUCGCCCUGGUGGUGACUGCUGUCUCCGUGACACUACAAUACCUGGCCUUCUUUUACCCUGACUGGUGGUCCUAUAGACAUGUCAGCUCCACUUCUGUCGUCAGAACCAAGACUGUGGGAAUGUACCAGACAGUGGAGUGUCUCCCAAAAUGUGAAAUAAAAUCUCUCGUAAACAUCGAGGGAGAUUAUGAAUGGCUGUUCAUAUCCAGGAUAUUUGAAGUGUUCGCCUGCUUUUUGUGUAUUGUGGCACUAUUUCUGCACUUGUUGUAUCUCCCCGUAAGGAAAGAAGGAGUCCGAUCGUCCGCCAUUUAUCUCCUUGGCGCGGCAGGUCUGUUCGCUCUUGGAGGCGCGUUCGUGUUCGCAGCCUUGUACGACUCCCUAAGUAACGAUCUGGCACCAGGCACUGCCUCGGCUAACUUCCCAUUCGGAAUAAAUAUCCUUACUGGGUUUCUACACAUACUGGCUUCAGCCUUGACGGCCGUCGCGACUGUGAAGGCAGCUAGACAAGGCGGGGACAUUGAGGAAGCGUACAUAGUCUAACCGGAACCGGUGUAACCUGGUAAAUAGUCAACCGGAACCGGUGUAACCUGGUAAAUAGUCAACCGGAACCAGUGUAACCUGGUAAAUAGUCUAACCGGAACCGGUGUAACCUUUAUCAGUCAUUAGUUCAUUUACAUGGUAAUGUAUUUAAUCGAUCAAUACAUUGCUGGCAUUACCUUUACAAGUGUUUGUAAUGUAAUCAACUAAAUAACCAUUAUUAUCACAACAUAAUUGAUUAGAUAGCCUAUCACUGUUGUGUGUUGAAUGGUUUGUUAUAUAUGAACGACACUUGAUUAAUACACUUGAAAUGAAUUUUGCCAAAAUGGUACCAUUAGAACGUUUUGGCCAGUAAUUCAGUUAUCUUUGGACAAAAACACUUCAAAAAUAUAAAAACAAAACAAAACCGAAUUAAAUGGACAGCACUUAGUACUUAAUAAUGUUUUAUGAUAUUUAUGCCAUUUGUGAUGUACCUGGUUGACCUUUUUAUUGUUGUGCAUAUUGUACAUACAUGUAUGUAUUACUAUAUAGAACUGUAUAUAUAUCGGUACUGUCAUUAUGACGAGCUAUAACGAUUCAUUGUAUUAAAGACCACCAGAUUAGGUUGCGAUGGUCUUAGGUCACGGUUUAAGGUCAAAGGUCAAAGUUGACACUUUUGAAGUCUAGGGUGUUUAGUCUAUAAAUACGUUAAUCGAUGCAUUUUUUUGUCGUUCUGGACAGGUUCUUUGGUGCGUGCAAAGUCACAAAUAAAUUCUCCCCACUUGCUACUACAUUGUAAUUUGUAGACUUGAGCUCUAAUUCAUAAUUUUGUACAAAAACGCGCUGUAAGCCCUUAAUAUCUAAGACGAUUUUAUCUGAGAAAUAUAUUCCAUCAUGUAUAUGUAAAACAUUGUAUUACAAUGUAAUGAAACAUGGAGUGCAUUUUUACAUACGUAUGUACUUAAAUAUCACAAAGCUGCUGUUAAUUUUCUAUGGAUUUGUGAGUAGCUUCAAAUGAACUUUGACCUUAGUGGUGGUAAGGCAUUUAAAUAUCAUCAUGACCCUUCAAAGUCAAUAAGUUUGUAUGUACAGACUCUAAAUAUAACUGUAAUGAUCACGUUUUGUGUUAUCCCAUGCCUGAUAAAUAUAACUGUGUAAUGAUCACGUUUUGUGUUAUCCCAUGCCUGAUAAAUAUAACUGUGUAAUGAUCACGUUUUGUGUUAUCCCAUGCCUGAUAAAUGUGACUGUGUAAUGAUCACGUUUUGUGUUAUCCCAUGCCUGAUAAAUGUGACUGUGUAAUGAUCACGUUUUGUGUUAUCCCAUGCCUGAUAAAUAUAACUGUGUAAUGAUCACGUUUUGUGUUAUCCUAUGCCUGAUAUUGAUCCGGAACAUUGAUGAUGAACAUGGAUACACUGAAGGCAAUGACAGUGAACUUGACAACGUACGGUUUACACUGAGAUCAGUUUAUAAAGUAGUAAUAAUGUUCCUAUGUGUACGCUUGCUUAACUCAUAUAUUGUUUACAUGGUUGGUUUAAAUGCAUAAGUCAAUAAACAAAAAUGCUGGAUUUUAACACGAAA
Molecule: messenger RNA, 2550 nt
Organism: Pecten maximus
Lineage: Eukaryota; Metazoa; Mollusca; Bivalvia; Pectinida; Pectinidae
Exons: 3
Coding region: 424-996 (190 amino acids)
Source: RefSeq, a predicted model, not a curated record